Molecule: messenger RNA, 258 nt
Organism: Blepharisma stoltei
Lineage: Eukaryota; Ciliophora; Heterotrichea; Heterotrichida; Blepharismidae
Source: the annotation of a GenBank genome assembly
AUGCAAUCAGUAUUGAAGUUCGUAGGACAAGGAGGAGAUCCAGGCCAAUAUAUCAUUUCUGAAAUCAGAAGCUAUAAUAAAAUGAUGUCUGCCUGCUUUGAUGAAUGCAUCACCUCUCUAUAUGAUAAAUCCCUUAAUGAUGAAGAAAAAGGAUGUUUAGAUCGCUGCUACAGAAAGACUGUCCGAACCCAUUCAAAAUUCGUGAAUUCCAUAAACUACGUCAACUUAGAACGUGCAGAAGGAGUCCCUAAUGUUUAA